Messenger RNA from Hyaena hyaena (striped hyena), 1161 nucleotides. It is a transcript of the gene CUNH11orf96, whose product is annotated as chromosome unknown C11orf96 homolog. The record is from RefSeq and is a predicted model, not a curated record. The transcript has a single exon. Bases 203 to 574 code for a protein of 123 amino acids. NCBI's taxonomy places the organism in Eukaryota, Metazoa, Chordata, Mammalia, Carnivora, Hyaenidae.
CCCCGCGACGGGCCCGCCCGCCCGCCCGCCCUCCCGAGGAACGCCGACCCGGGCCCGCGAGGGCCGCCGCCACCCCGCAGCAGAUUUGGAUCCCCCGCCCGGCGAGCCCCAGGCUGCUGCCUCCCGGGGGGCCCCGGCGCAGCGGCCGCCCCCCGAGAGCCCCGGCGCCCCGCCGCCCGGCCCCGGAGACGCGGGCGGCGCCAUGGCGGCCGCCAAGCCCGGCGAGCUGAUGGGCAUCUGCUCCAGCUACCAGGCGGUGAUGCCGCACUUCGUGUGCCUGGCCGACGAGUUCCCGCAGCCCGUGCGGCCCGCCAAGCUGUCCAAGGGCAAGGGCCGGCUGCGGCGGCCGCGCCAGUCCCGCUUCAAGACGCAGCCGGUGACCUUCGACGAGAUCCAGGAGGUGGAGGAGGAAGGGGUGUCCCCCAUGGAGGAGGAAAAGGCCAAGAAGUCGUUCCUGCAGAGCCUGGAGUGCCUGCGCCGCAGCACGCAGAGCCUGUCGCUGCAGAGGGAGCAGCUCAGCAGCUGCAAACUGAGGAACAGCCUGGACUCCAGCGACUCCGAUUCGGCCCUGUGAGGGGCGCCGCCCGCCCGCGGACGGAGGACGAAGCCCCAGAGGGCCCGCGCCCCGCACUCCGGGGACCCGCGAGGCCAGGGACCUCUCGCCCGGCCGCGAACUGCUCGGUGCGCCCCGCGCUGCGCUCGUCCGGGGGCCGGAGCGCGCGGGGGUGCCGGGGAGGGGGGCCGCUUUCUUUGCCCUUGUAAAUGUUUAUUUUUUAACUCUUCCCAGUACGGACUCCGCUGUGAGUGUGUGCGGGAGGCGCGCCCGCGCUGAGUCGACCCUGGGUCGCCGGGGCUUCCCGGAGACCGCUCCACUCCCUUGUCCGAUGGUUUGCAACUCCGAUUUUGCACACCGCUCCACCGUGCCCCCCAGCGCACGCACCCGUUCACACUCACGCCAACACACUCUCGCUGAACACUUUUAUAGUUGUUAGGCGCGGCUGAUGGGACUCGGGGCGCAGCGCAGGUGCUGCUGCGGCCGGAGGAUGGAUAUUUAUUUUUGCAUUGCGAUGGCUGACGGCUUUUAUUUAAUGAUCUUUUUACUUGGAUAUGUCUGUGAGGCUCCCGAACGGAGACAAAUAAAGUCAAUAUAUUUGCACAGUG